Messenger RNA from Staurois parvus, 309 nucleotides. Lineage: Eukaryota; Metazoa; Chordata; Amphibia; Anura; Ranidae. The record is from the annotation of a GenBank genome assembly.
UCAUGGGGCCCCCGGGCAAUAGGGGCUCAUGGGGCCCCUGUGUCCUUGCCCAAACUCAAUAAAGCCUAUGAAAAAGGUACCAGGGGCAUCUCAUGGGGCCCCCUACUGACCCCGGGCCCUCGGGCAGUGCCUGAGUUUCCAAAUGGUCAGUCCGCCCCUGCAUGGUGCCCGAGUUUCCAAAUGCCUAAGGACUAGGGUGGAUGCAUGUCAAUCUACUGGGGACAGCUCUGAGAAGGUGUAAAGAUCCCAGUGUUCUUAGUCACAAUAUGAUCCAUUGAAAGAUGGUGUGCCGAGACUGCUGAACAUCCA